CAGCAAAAUAGCUUCUGCGAAAAACGAUGGAACAACAAAACAACCAGCCCCAAGGCGGAGCGGCUCCGCCACCGCAGGCGGUGGCGUACCCGCCGCAGCCGCCGUACCAGCAGCUCCUCCAGCAGCAGCAGCAGCAGCUCCAGAUGUUCUGGAACUACCAGCGGCAGGAAAUCGAGCAGGCGAACGAUUUCAAGAACCACCAGCUCCCGCUCGCCCGCAUUAAGAAGAUCAUGAAGGCCGACGAGGACGUGCGGAUGAUAUCGGCGGAGGCGCCGAUUCUCUUCGCGAAGGCGUGCGAGCUCUUCAUCCUCGAGCUCACGAUCCGAUCGUGGCUCCACGCCGAGGAGAACAAGCGCCGCACCCUCCAGAAGAACGACAUCGCCGCCGCCAUCACGCGGACCGACAUAUUCGAUUUCCUCGUCGACAUCGUCCCCAGGGACGAGCUGAAGGACGAGGCCGCCGCCCUAGGCGGGAUUGUCGGGGCGCCGGUGGUGGGCGCCGCCGGGGUUACGGGCGUGCCCUACUACUACCCGCCUAUGGGGCAUCCGAUGAUGGGUAGACCCGCCGUGCCUGGGGUGGAUCCGGGUGUUUAUGGGCAGCCCUCUCUUGCGUGGCAGUCCGUGUGGCAAACCUCCGCCGCGGAGGAUGGGUCGUACGGCAGCGGCGGCGGCGGCGGCAGUGGUCAGGGAAACCUCGACGGACAAGGUUGAAACAACGGGCAUGCUGGCUUGAGAUAGGGAGUGGCGCAAUCGAUAGUCCCCAGCUUUGCUACAUGGAAAAUUAUUCGUCGACUAUAAACGGGAUUCAUUGCACAUAUCCGUUAAUGUUUGUUCUCUUUAUGUAAUCCUUCUAGACUUUGUUUAAAACUCAAAUUUCGUAUUAGCUGCUACAAUUUUAUUUUACCUCCGUUGGCGCAUCGUUUUCCCUGUGUUACGAUCGACUCAAGUCAACUAUGGUAUUAGAACUGUCUUUCAUCUGA
This is a messenger RNA of Erythranthe guttata (spotted monkey flower), 979 nucleotides long. Its product is annotated as nuclear transcription factor Y subunit C-1. Lineage: Eukaryota; Viridiplantae; Streptophyta; Magnoliopsida; Lamiales; Phrymaceae. Gene Ontology annotation, biological process: regulation of transcription by RNA polymerase II. Gene Ontology annotation, molecular function: protein heterodimerization activity; DNA-binding transcription factor activity, RNA polymerase II-specific; RNA polymerase II cis-regulatory region sequence-specific DNA binding. Gene Ontology annotation, cellular component: nucleus. The record is from RefSeq and is a predicted model, not a curated record.